GUACUCAUACUUGAACUGAAUUUCGUGUAAUCGAACUCGGAAAAGUGUAAUGCCGAUUCUCCGUGUUGUUUGUGAGUCACAUUAAAAUUAUUUAGUCAUCAUCUUUUCCAACUAGCAGUCAAGCACAGGAAUAUUGCCAUCGACGACCAUCAUACAAAAAAUAAAUAAAUAAAUCGAGUAUGUCUGAAUUGCUUAGUGUCCCUUUGAAAAAGCCCACAGAUGUCGAUUUAGUUCGCCCGUUGAAUAAUUUAAUCAAAAGUUCCUAUACUAAUUUGGGACCAUCCAAGUUGUCGGGCAUUGAACAGGCCGUCAGCAAGUUCAAUUAUCAACGAAAUGCCGCUGUUUGGAAAGGCUUUGAGAAAUCUGAAAACGCGUUGGAGAUAAUUUACGCGUAUUAUGAUCAGCUGUGUGCAUUAGAAACAAAAAUUAUGGUUCAAGACUUUCAAGUUCCAUUCAAAUGGAAAGAUGCGUUUGACAAAGGAUCGAUAUUCGGUGGUCGUAUGAGUUUGACUCUGUCAUCUAUGGUUUUUGAGAAAAUUUGUGUAUUGUUUAACAUCGCAGCUUUGCAGAGUUCUUUGGCGGUCACACAGAAUCUUAACGAUGAUGCCGGACUGAAAAUGGCUGCCAAAUUGUUUCAGCAAAGUGCCGGAAUUUUCUUCCAUCUGAAGAGUGCUGCGCCAGCCGCCAUUGCUCAGGAACCGACCGUUGAUCUUUCAUCAGACGUUCUAUGUGCAUUGAAUAGUUUAAUGUUGGCUCAGGCACAAGAGAUUUUUGUAUUCAAAGCAAUUAAAGAUAACAUGAAGGAUUUAAUUAUUGCUAAGUUAUGUUGCCAAUGCGAAGAAAUGUAUUCUGAGGCCUUGAAGAUGCUACAGAAAGAUUCUAUCCGAUCUCUGUGGGAGAAAGAAUGGAUAACGAUAGUUGCAGGAAAACAGGCGGGUCUCCAUGCACUCACCAUGUUUUUUAGCAGUAUGGUGGCGAAGGCAAACAAAAAAGUGGGUGAAGAAAUCUCGCAACUACAGAAAUCUGUUGAACUGUUUAAAAUAGCUCAAUCUCGAAUGGGAAAGUCCAACUUCCUUGAUGAAUAUUUGUCAAAGGCGAACAAGAAUCUAGCAGAGGCAAAAAAGGACAAUGAUUUCAUUUAUAAUGAAAUGAUUCCGGACAUUAAUUCUCUUCCCGGUCCUGGAAAGGCACAGCUGGCGAAAAACUUGCCACUUUCUUCUGUAAUGAGCGCAAACUUUAAGGAUGUUUUUGCUGACCUUACACCCGUUGUGAUGUACCAAGCGAUGACUGCAAGCGAAACACGAAAAACUGAAAUUGUUAACGGAGAAGUAAUGAAACUGCGCGAAGGAACACAAUCCUUAAAUACACUGCUUUCAAGCUACAAUUUGCCUGCUGCGGUUGAAACAACUGCCAGCGGAUCCGCCUUGCCACCAUCUCUUUUGGAGAAAGCCAACGAUGUUCGUGAAAAGGGCGGCAUUGAUGGUUUGCAAAAGAUGGUCAAUGAACUGCCGGAGCUGUUAAACCGCAAUCGGGAGAUUUUGGAUGAGGCGGAACGGAUGCUUAAUGAGGAAAGCUCGGCUGACGAGCAGCUACGGGCGAAAUUUGCAGAACAAUGGACUCGAACGCCGUCGAGUAAGCUCACCCAAACAUUCCGUGAAAAUUGUGCUACAUACAGAAAAAUAAUAGAUAACGCCAUUAAUGCUGACAAAACUGUGCGGGAAAAGUUUGAACAAAACCGCAGAGGUAUUGAGAUUCUGUCCAUGACGGAGAAUGAAAUGGCACUCGAAAUUCCUUCAAGCGCUACAAAAAGUGACAUGCGCAAUUCUUCUGCUGCACAACAUUUGAAAGCAUUGAUGGAAUCGGUGAAUACAAUUAAGGCCGAAAGAGAUGUCGUUGAAUCUGAGCUGCGCUCGGCGACGAUCAACCUGAAGGACCAGUUCUUAGCAGCAUUGGCUGCAGACGGCGCUAUCAAUGAACCAGCUAUUUCUUUGUCGGAAAUCCGUAGAGUUUUGACUCCCCUUCAGAAUCAAGUGCAAGAUAGUCUGUCGCGCCAAGAGGCUCUCAUUCAGGAUAUCAAGGACACCCAUCAAAAAUUUGUGUCGGAGACAGGAGCAUCGGGCGAAUCCAAUGAGCAACUUUUCUCACAACUUGCUUCAGCAUAUGAUGUUUUCUCGGAACUGCAAAAAAAUCUACAGGAUGGUGUUAAGUUUUACAACGAUUUGACCCAAUUGUUGAUUAUAUUCCAAAACAAAAUCUCCGACUACUGUUUUGCACGAAAGACGGAAAAAGAAGAGUUGAUGAAAGAUCUAACGCAGCAAGCCAGCCGACAGGCUCAGUCUACUAUCCCAACAGUCCCUGUACACAUGGCAUCUACUUCAUUAAUAUCCGAACAAGCAACUGCUCCUACACCACCUGCACACUCAACACCUUACCCUCUUCAGUCCCAAAUAAUGCCGAUGCCGGGAUAUGGAGCAAAUAUGCCUUAUGCAACUUAUGCACCGCUUCCGAUGCCGCAAGGAUUUAAUCCGUAUGCUACACUUCCAUAUCCAAACACAUACCAAAGCUUUCCUCAAGUCCCGAAUGCUGCCUAUUACACGUAUCCAGGCCCGGCUUCAAGUCAGCACCACCACGCACAACAUCCACCACAAUAAUUCAUAAACGAAAGUUCAAAUUCUACUGUUUAUGUUUACUUUUAAAUUUAAAUACACUGCACAUUUAUAUUUACGGUAAA
Molecule: messenger RNA, 2731 nt
Organism: Culex quinquefasciatus (southern house mosquito)
Lineage: Eukaryota; Metazoa; Arthropoda; Insecta; Diptera; Culicidae
Gene: ALiX
Product: programmed cell death 6-interacting protein
Biological process (GO): mitotic cytokinesis
Cellular component (GO): endosome
Molecular function (GO): protein binding
Source: RefSeq, a predicted model, not a curated record